Xyrauchen texanus (razorback sucker) is the source of this 3749-nucleotide messenger RNA. RefSeq names its product Usher syndrome 1Ga (autosomal recessive) (gene ush1ga). The transcript is spliced from 3 exons. Lineage: Eukaryota; Metazoa; Chordata; Actinopteri; Cypriniformes; Catostomidae. The record is from RefSeq and is a predicted model, not a curated record. Gene Ontology annotation, molecular function: protein binding. The coding region runs from base 949 to 2370 and encodes 473 amino acids. Gene Ontology annotation, biological process: sensory perception of light stimulus; sensory perception of sound; equilibrioception.
UAUCCCGUAUUUGAAUACUCUUUGCUUAGUUCAUUGUGUAUGUACCGAAUGAUUUGGAUUAGCCUAAGCAACAUACCGUUAGACCUAGCUUUACUGCUCCACUACCAACAUUCUUUCGUGGCUACUGUUCUCAUCAACGACAACGCAUAUAUUCACGACGAAGUAUAGCUUGCAGUCUUAAAUACAACUUAUAUGAAAAGCAUUAAGAUACAGGGGUGUAUAAUCAUUGUAAAACAAAUCUUACCUUGACGUUGUCUUGCCGAGACACACCGGUCUCUCCAGGUUGGGUUGUGUAGACUCAUUUGGCUUCAGACUGACGCGAGUCACGCGACGCCGGUUCAACGAAUAACGUGAUUGGCCAAAUCAAUUCAACAAGGUAACAACACAAGCGUUGAUUGGAUCUCACUCCGGCCAACGUUUGUGAUCAGCUAGCGAAAUUAAAUCUGUUUUUAUACUUUAAUGUGCAACAAUUGGCGUUGGAAACAAUCGGUAAUCUUUUUGUGAAUUAUUCAUACAGACAAAUAAAAAAACUAUCAAAUCAAAAACUAAACGAGAUAGACGGACUCGGCCCACCGCCUAAUAUGGACGCUUGGCCAGGACCCCUUGGCGUCACUUAUUGACGCACUGGCGUCAUUUUUCAACGUGCAGGGUAGUCCGAUAGACUUCAAUAUUGUUAAACUCACCGAUGAAUGCGGUUAAACUCACCGAUGAAUGCGGUUGCCUAUGAACGCGCUAAACCUUUGCUAAGAGGGCACUUUGAUAUCAGAUUGUGAGGGUUUUUAAACAUAAAAAAACAGUUGGAGGGCCAGAUAAAGAUGAUCUGGGGGCCACCAUUAUACUAGCCCUGGCAUAGAUCAUGUGCCUGGAGCGCGCGCUCGAUCGGACAGGGUUCAGAGCCUAUGCACAGCACGCGUGAAAGAGUGAUGGAGGCUGAGGUUCGGGAUCACCAUGAAUGACAAAUAUCACAAGGCAGCUCGCGAUGGCUACCUUGACCUGCUGAAAGAAGCGACGCAGAAGGACCUGAACGCUCCGGAUGAGGAUGGCAUGACACCGACGCUAUGGGCCGCGUACCACGGCAACCUGGACGCGCUGCGGCUGAUCGCGGGGAGAGGGGGGAACCCAGAUAAGAGUGACAUAUGGGGGAACACGCCACUCCACUUGGCUGCCGCCAAAGGCCAUCUCAACUGCUUGUCAUUUCUGGUGUCGUUUGGUGCCAACGUGUGGUGCCUGGACAACGACUACCACACGCCGCUGGACAUGGCCGCCACCAAGAACCACAUGGACUGUGUGCGCUACCUGGACUCUAUCGCUGCCAAACAGACUGCCCUCAAUCCCAAGUUAGUGAGCAAGCUGAAGGACAGAGCAUUUCGUGAUGCCGAACGACGCAUUAAUGAAUGCGUUAAAUUGCAGCAAAAGCACCGCCGGCGCCUGGAGCGCAAAUUCCAGAGAGAGUCAACUGAAGCAUCGGUCUCUGAUGCCAUGAGCUUCUCCAGCUAUGCCAGCAGCACCUUGAGUCGCAAGUUACACCACUUUAAUACUGCCACUAGUGUGCCAUACUCCCAGGCUACUCUUCAUGCUACAGCCAGGGGCAAAACUAAGAUCCAGAAGAAGCUUGACAAGAAGAAGCUAGGUGAUGGGACCUUCAAAAUCUACGAAGAUGGCAGGAAGAGUGUCCACUCUUUGUCUGGCCUACAACUGGGCAAUGAUGUCAUGUUCUUGAAGCAGGGGACGUACGUCAAUCCCAAGGACCGGUCCCGUCGCAACAUACGUAACGUGUUCCCUAGUGACCACGAGGAUGCUAUCUCACAUGCCAUCAGUGAGCCCGACUUGCAUGGACAAGACGUGGACUACUCAGAGAUCAGCACCGACUCAGGCCACGACUCACUCUUCAACCGCCCUGGCCUGGGCACCAUGGUGUUCCGACGCAACUAUGUGAGCGGCGGACUCUUCGGCAUUGGCAGCAGAGAUGAAGGUAGUCUUGCUGGGAGCGAACGGGUCAAUAAUGUGCGCCUGCAGAGUCGGAUGCAACGCUCGCCUAGUCUGGACUACGACAGCAUUGGAAGUGCCCGUAGCCUACAGGAGAGGAACGUGCAGGAGCUGCCAUGGGAUGAGGUAGAGUUGGGGUUGGAUGAUGACAAUGAGCCCAACACCAGUCCACUGGAAGUGUUUCUGGCCACACAAAGCAUGAACGAGUUCAUUCCUAUCUUCAAAAAAGAGAAGAUUGACCUUAAGGCCCUGUUGCUUUGCUCAGACAAAGACCUAAAGAGCAUUCAUAUUCCACUGGGGCCUCGCAAGAAGAUCAUAGGUGCCUGUCAACAACGAUUGGAGACUAUUGAAAACCCAGGGAGCAUAGAGGACACUCAGUUGUGAAGUCUGUCUUUGGCCCCGUUUCCACCUGGUAUUAAGAUGCGUUUCGGGUGAUCCGAUCACAUGUGGUCAGGUGAGACACAUCACUGUUUACACUUGGCCACUUAAAUGCAUCUCCUUUGACCACUUAUGUUUGGAUUUGGAGGGGACGGUCUCUGUUUAAUGACGACAUACAUCAAUCACAAAGUCAGUGUGUUACUGUAUGAUAUUAAAGCACAACAAAGUCAGAAAAGACAAAGAAAGCGCUAAAAAACAAUGCACUGUUUCUCCCAGAUGCGGUUGAAAUUGAAUCAAAGCACAAACGCAACAUGUCAAGCGUUAUUUUAGUGGAUUACCUGUAUUAAAUGAGCUUUAAGUGUUCUUGCUUGUUUUCUGUGUUCAUAUCAGACACACUAAAGAAGAUCCGUUUAGCUCUCGUGAUUGUUUAUGUAUCCGCCUUUUAAAAUGUUCUGAUCGGACAGUUAUUAUGGUUUAAACUCUUGUUUUAGCACAGCGGUUGAUUGACAGGUAAGGGGUCGUGCUUCACUGCCGCAAGGAUGCUUUCAGGACGGAUUAGCGUUUACACCUCAAAGGUUAUGUGGACACAUGCAUUAUUGACUACAUUCAUAUGUGGUUUCUAUGAUCUGAUCACAAAACGUUUUAGACCUAUAUUUAGGGCUGACCACAUGUGAUGGGAUCACCCAAAACGCAUAUUCAUACCAGGUGGAAACGGGGUCUUUAGAGUACCUCAAUGAAUGGAUAGUGUUUAAGAUAUUAGAGUUUUACAAAAGUUUUACAUGUGUGGCAUGUGGCAAAAGCGGGGGGGGGGUGUUCGUGUGAUAUGAGCGUGAAACGAUCGUCUGUGUUCCGCAACUGCUUUUGGUUCUUGAAUAACUUGAAACGUGCGAGUAAGAGCAGCUGCUGGACUUUCUGGUGCCCUCCAAAGGUAAGAUUGUGCCCCCUAGGGAGUUGGUGCCCUACGCAGACUGCGUAGUAUGCGUAUAGGGAGCGGCAGUACUGAACGCACUCUUAGUCCAGUAAUAAUUCUGCCCCUGUGGGGCAUACAUUUAAAUGCCUGUGCUUGUGCCUGCAUAUUUCUAUACAAAAUGUCAUUUAAGACAUAACAUAUGUAUAUAAUUUGAAAAAAAUUUCUUAAUACUUUGUUAAACUCACAAAGCUCAGGAUAUGCUACAUAACAUGAUGGGUAUUUUUUAUCUAGUGUAGCACUUGCUGUUCUUGCUAAUACACAGGAGACUUGAAUAGAAAAUGUACGCUGCCAAAAAUAAUUUUCUUAAACAGUAUUUUUGUUUUCCAUUAAACAUAUCUUAUCAUUAAAACCCAUCACAACUAGAUCAAAUUAUGUAAGAUAUUGAUUUAAUGAGAAUAUACCUUGAAGUAAGAUA